AUGUCCUCAAUAACCAAUGUCAUGCGUCUCCUAAACAAUGUUAUCACUGGUGAAUACCCAGAAUACCUUCCACGCUCUAGUGCAGAAGUCAUCACAUUGCUCGGAGGGUUGAAAUCCCGGGAAGAGGUUUACCUCUCGCAUUAUCGGAGAAUGAAAGGAGUCACGAACCACGAAUUGAAGAGGGUGUAUGAUUUUGUAGCAGCUUCUAUCGUAAUGGUCACAGAUAUUACCAAAGAGCUCAUGGAGUUGGCUUCUAUUGAUUCUAGGGUUAAAUCAUUCCAUGUAUAUGAGGCCCUCAGAAUUCUUUAUCUGGCAUUCGGUGCCUUUCAGAGGUUGGCCGGCAAAGUCAAAACGCUUCCCCAGCCAGAAAAAGACCGUUGCUUCGGCUACGUGGGAGGUUGCUACAACUACUCCAUUCUAUUUCAAAAACUCCUCUAUCCCGAAGACGAAUGCGAUCACCUCGAAAUCUACGCCCAAGCUCUCAGGCACGAUUUCCAAUUCUGUUUCAAGAUAGACACCGAUCAGGAUUACUCUUCGCCAGGCUCAUCUCUAAGAAACGGAUUCGAGAAAACGCUCAGCGCAUGCAUACCUCCUGCAAAUCAAAUACCUGUAUACUGUCACUUAACAGCACAGCCUGACAAGCCGGUGUGCCCGCAGUUUUAUCGAAAUCCAUAUUUUUAUGGACCAAGAAACCUUCGAAAUCAGAAUCAUGAAUCGAAUAGAGACUAUUUCAAGAUGAAGGAAGAUAGAGAGAGAGGGGUGUAUCGCACGAAGGCGGCGACGACCAGUGAUAUAAGUUACAACCAUGGAGGGAAAGUGGUUAAAGAACCGAAAGUCCAGGCAAUGCGUCGACGGAAGCGACAGAUACGCGAUCUGGAGGCAUACUCUGGGUAA
Molecule: messenger RNA, 894 nt
Organism: Botrytis deweyae
Lineage: Eukaryota; Fungi; Ascomycota; Leotiomycetes; Helotiales; Sclerotiniaceae
Exons: 2
Coding region: 1-894 (297 amino acids)
Source: RefSeq, a predicted model, not a curated record